Molecule: messenger RNA, 1407 nt
Organism: Aspergillus campestris IBT 28561
Lineage: Eukaryota; Fungi; Ascomycota; Eurotiomycetes; Eurotiales; Aspergillaceae
Product: putative monooxygenase
Exons: 2
Coding region: 35-1201 (388 amino acids)
Biological process (GO): secondary metabolite biosynthetic process
Molecular function (GO): FAD binding; monooxygenase activity
Source: RefSeq, a predicted model, not a curated record
GUUUGUUGGCGCAGGCAUCCAACUGGCUCCCAACAUGGCGCGCGUGCUGGACGGCUUAGGAGUGUGGAAAGCCAUUGAGAAAGAGGCCGUCAAUAUUGAGGACACCAGCGUACGGGUCGGCGCCUCCAACGCCGAGCUGGCCUACGUGCCGUUGCACUACAUUGAAGAAACCUACGGAUACAAGCAUAUGGUGGGUCAUCGCGCAUCGUUGGCAAACGGCUUGUACCAGGGCUGUCUGUGCCACCCGGACCAGAUACACUUCCACUUCGCGACGACCGCCGAGCAGAUCGAGUCGUUUGGCCCGCGCCCGACUUUCACGGCCGUGCCGCGCGACGCAACCCAGCAACCCUAUCAGGUCGAGGUCGACAUCUUACUAGGAGCGGACGGCAUCAAGAGUAACACGCGGGUGGCGAUGCUGCAGGAGCUAGGCAUCGAGGUCGGCAUCCAAGACACGCACCAGGCAGCAUACCGGAUCCUCAUCCACCGCGACCAAGCACAGCACGACCCGGAGCUCCUCGAGCUCAUCAACAGCAACCGGGUCACGCGGUGGAUCGGCGAAAAGCGGCACAUCAUCGCAUACCCAGUCUCCAACAACACGAUCUACAACAUAUCGACCGCGCAGCCCGACACGCACUUCGCAGCCGCCACCAACGCAACCUACACCACGCGCGGGUCCAAAUCUACCAUGCUCUCCGUCUUCGGCGACUUCUGCCCGCUCGUGCAGCGCAUGCUCAACUACGUCCCCGAGGGCGAAGUCUGCGAGUGGAAGCUCCGCGUCCACGACCCCCUCCCGACCUGGGUGCACGGCUGCGUCGCGCUCCUCGGCGACGCCUGCCACCCCACCCUGCCGCACAUGAACCAGGGCGCCGCCCAGGCCAUCGAGGAUGGCGCCGUCCUGGCUGAAGCCCUGUCGCGCAUCCCAGACUGCACCCCGGCCUCCGUGAACCGCGCCCUCCAGGUGUAUGAGAAGGUGCGCAAAGACCGUGCCUAUGCGCUGGUCGCCUUGGCUGCGGAGUCUGGCCGCGCUUUGCACCUCGGUGACGGGGCUGCUAAGAAGCAGCGCGAUCAGCAGUUUGCGGCCCUGCGACAGGGGAAGGGACCCGUGCCGGAUAAGUGGGCUGAUGCGGAUGUGCAGAGGGGGAUUUAUGGGUUUGAUUGUGUGCGGGUGACGCAGGAGAAGUUUGAUGAGUAUUUUGCGUAGAUGCUUCAUUUUUCUGCUACAAUUUCUGCUUGGUUCUCUUAUUGUCUGUGUGUGGUCCUUCAAUACUGAUGAGAUGAAGAUCUGCUCGAGAUACCAAGCGGGCAUGAGGUAUAUAUUCGCACGAGUUAUGAAUAUUCGGCAUUUUUGGUGAUUUCUCACCGUUGCUUUUUCUGUUGCCACUUUUACAGGGCCUUUAUCAGAAUAUG